AUGAGUCUUCCGAGGCGACCAUCUCUUCCCUUUCGAAGCGGCAACUGCCAUGCAUGUGGUGGAACGCCGUCCUUUCGUUGGACCGUUGGACCUGAGGAAAAGCAAAAGUGGGAGAGGAACUUGCAGAGCUAUGCCAACGAACUGGCCUUCUUUCUGAAUCGAGACCUUCAGAAGGCUCUCGAGAAGCAUAGCGUUCUGGUGCCAAAGCUCUAUGGGCAUGAAUCUGUCCCUGGCCGGCGCUAUGUGCUUCUGACAGAAAAUCUGAAGCCCAGCUGGACGACCUGGGCAGUGCAUCCUGCCACGCGGUCUCCGGAAGUCUUCCGCUGGCUCGCGGGCUUCCAUGGCGCCUUCCAGGGACUUCUACCUGAGCAUACUCUUUGGGACUUUGGCACCCACGUCCACUUGGACCGGCGCCCAAGCAAGGAGCUGGAGAAUCUGCCCCAGAGCAUCGCGGACUUUUGCCGGGAUUUUGCAGGCCUCGAUCCCUUCUUCGGGCGCCCGGAGAGCCGUCUCUUGGGGCAACGCCUGCAGUCGGUGGCGCGGAAGGUCUCGGAGCACCUAAGUCCAGGGCCAGAGAACCGACCGCGCGUGACGUUGGUCCAUGGGGACUUCAAAGGAGCCAACUACUUCCUGAAGAAUGAAGGCGAAGGCUGCUGUGCCUUCGACUGGCAGUGGACAGGUCCUGGACUGGGUGCCACGGACCUGAUCUACCUUUUCUGUGGGAGUGUCGAGGAUGAGAUUGUGCAGGACUACCAACGUUGGCUGAAGCUGUACCACGAUCACUUGAUCCAAACGGCUGGAGCUGUGGAACAAUAUAAUUAUAGCUUUGAUGCCUUCCUUUUGGACUUCAAAGCUGCCACGCUGGACUAUGCUCGAUGGGUCUUUGCCUAUCGGCUCAUGGGCGACACUCCCGAGAAAUUCCGCGCGCGGGCGGAGAACGUGGAUGUGAAUUUGGGGCUUUUCCGAAGGCAUCCGCCGAGGAUCCGAUGGCUUUUGCAGCUGGUCGAGGAGUUCUUGUCAGACUUCGAGGAGUGA
Molecule: messenger RNA, 1035 nt
Organism: Durusdinium trenchii
Lineage: Eukaryota; Dinophyceae; Suessiales; Symbiodiniaceae
Source: the annotation of a GenBank genome assembly